UUCUCUGACGUUCCAAAUUCCAAAACUGUUAUUGCAUUAUGUUCUUCAAGGAAAAUGAUAAUGAUUACAUGAUCUGAUAUGACACGAGUGAAUGUUUUGAAUACUGUUUUUGAAAAAAAAUUCAACAGCGAGAUAAUCCAUCGCUUGUUCAAGUGGGCGGUUUAGCACCCACACAAAAUUCACCCCUGUUAUCAAAGGUGACGACGACGCCGUGUCGACGUUCACCCCUAUAGUUCGUCCACGUAGCAACCCCCGUUACGUCCCCAGUUGACCGUGAAUCCCGACUCACAAGUAUUUUUCGCGUCGAACGGUGAUUUUCGUGUCGCUAACUCUCACCGCGUCGCGAAGUUCCGUUUCGCACCAGGUCACCGUCGCUUGGCGAAUCUGGGCUAUGAAUGAAGACCCAACCCUUUCAUUUCGAGACAGGCGGAAUGGUCAUCGUCUGUUCGUCACGUCAGCGAGAUUGCGUCAUUGCGAAUCAAUUUUUUCCACCCUUCGAGAUCAUACGGACGUCGAGCUAUCGGAUUUUGUCGGGGAUUUGUUGUACGGGGCGGAGGAACGAUGACUAAAACGAUUCGAGUCCUGAUAGUGUUACUGUUAUCCGUGAUCCCCUGGCCAGGCCCCAGCGUGUUUAAAAUAUCAUGUCCCCGUGAUCGAGCGUCUGUGGUGAGGAGGAUAGUGCAGAAGAGAUGGAUACCAAUUCUGAAGAAGUAUCAGGUAGAACUACCGCUAGAGUGUCCGUUUCACGAGAGCCGGGACAUAUUUCGGCCCCAGCAAAGGGCGAAACACCAGCACAGGCCGUCGCAAUGGACCUGCGGCCUGUGCGGCAAGUCAUUUUAUGCAGAGAAACAUUUGGAUGCACACUUCGAUAACAGACACAAAAGUAAUGUUAACACGGCGGAAGACGCGGUAUGCCUCGCGGACUACUGCGACAUCAUGAGGUGCGACGUGCUGGGUAACAGGGACUUCGAAAGUUCCCUGGUGGACGACGAGGCCGACCACCACAGCACCGACAUACAAGUUUGGAAGGAGAACACAGAGCAACGUUCCACUUCUGUGCUGCCCUGCGAGUCGCGAGCCAGCUUCCCUAGGACGUAUCCGGUCGAGAAGGCUUGUACGAUAUCCGGCGGUGGGGCUGUCACUAAUAUUCAGCAAUAUUGCCAUCGAGAGGACAACGGGGCAUUGGAGAACCAUCGUCUGCCGGGUGCGGCGUACCACGUGGAGAUCGCUGGUCCGGACAACAAGAGCAAUGCCUGCGGCGGUAACGAAGACGACGAGGAUGAAGAAGACGAUGAGGAUGAUGAAGAGAAUCUCGUGGAAGCGGCUCUACCGGCCGUCGACAAGAAGCAGAGGCGCAAAGGGUUGCACUUGAGAAAGCUGAAGGCCAAUUGCAAGCCAGAAGAACUGCAGAAGUUGAAGUUGCAGUGCGAAAUACUCGUUCGAGAUUGCAUUGCUGGGCUUUUGACGAAUCUCUCGGUACGAGAUUUCCAGGAAAUUGAAGGCGAGCUAAAUCGCGCAAUAUGUUGGUACCUUAGCUGCGACAGAUAUUGGGAGGAUACGAAGAGGCAACAAAAGCACACCCCCUGGUACCUGCUAACAGUGUUUCUACUCGUUCUGUUCUCCUCGAUUUACGCGUGCUACUACAUUAUUUGGGUGCUGUUCAACUCGGCAGAAGAGGACAGGCUGGACGGAUCCGGAAGUUUAGAUUAUACGGAUGGGGAUCUCACGGCUACGUCGUCGUUACACGAUCAGAGUGGUCCUGGCGAGGGUAGAUCAACUGGGAGAAGAAAAGGCGAGCCGAGGGACGAUAACAUGCCGCUGUCGAACGAAGAGAUGCCCGACCAUUACAUAUAUGUGACCUAUCCAGCUGAGCUAAAGCAGCGAUUACUGGACAGCUGCUACAACAGAACUACUCGAAUCUAAAGCCGAAGAGAUUGGGCAGAGAUUCGGUCGAAGGUAUGAGAGCAGCUCGACCGAUUACACGCGUCAGCUUUACCAUGGCUGAUCACCAUCUUUCUUAUUUUUUCUCCUCCCCCUAAUCUUCGUGUUUUGUAUACCAAUUGUGGAAAUAAAUCACAAGCUGUACACGAGAA
Molecule: messenger RNA, 2093 nt
Organism: Ceratina calcarata
Lineage: Eukaryota; Metazoa; Arthropoda; Insecta; Hymenoptera; Apidae
Exons: 9
Coding region: 562-1923 (453 amino acids)
Source: RefSeq, a predicted model, not a curated record